Messenger RNA from Cyclospora cayetanensis, 3054 nucleotides. RefSeq lists its product as uncharacterized. The record is from RefSeq and is a predicted model, not a curated record. The coding region runs from base 1 to 3054 and encodes 1017 amino acids. Lineage: Eukaryota; Apicomplexa; Conoidasida; Eucoccidiorida; Eimeriidae. The transcript has 8 exons.
AUGGAUGUUUGCAUCAAUCACGCCAUCAGCAGGGAGAGGCCGUCCUCGCUUGCCCGGCUGUAUGCAGACCCCAGGGGCAGAGCCGUCCGCUGUUUUGCAGUGAGUCAGACAGGCGCAGUGGCGGCGAUUUGUCUGGAGCCGUACAGCGCUGCAGCUCUCGCGGCUGCUUCAGAGCAGUGCAAAACAACAAGGGGGGAAGGCCUUUCUGGAUCGAGCGCUCCCGCCUCGAAGAGGCCCUCGGAGACACUUCCAAAAUCCUCCGAGGCACAGGCGCGACGGCGACUUCAGACAGCCGAACCCUUGCAGCGGGAAGCAGCGGCACAUUUUCUUCACGAGGCAGAGAGCUCGCCGCGCUCAGCCUCGUCCGUGCGAGAGCGGAAGAAUGAGCAGCGAGCUCACAGUGCCGAGCAUUUCCAAGCAGCUUCGGGGAGAGAUCCUCUGGAGAUUCCAAAGGAGGCGAAAAACAGCCGCCACACAGAGGCCGCCUCGGAGUCGCUUCCUCAUGCUGAUUCUCCAGCUGAUGAGGACUCCUACUACGCCGCGCGGAGGCUGCGGAGUCGUGCCGCAAGAAAGCACCGAGACGCAGAGCUGCUGCCACUGCGAGACGGCCGUGGCAGAUGCAGGGACGCUGCAGCGGCACUGAAAAGAUCGCCUUGGCUCUUUGAGAGCGCCGCUUCUAGCUGGGAAACUUCGGCAGCCUCCGAAUCCUCUCCAGGAUGCGGGAAGAAUGAGGAGAAGGGAGCGCUGCUUGAUGAGGCCAGCAGCGGCUACCUCCCUGCUGCUACGACGCUUGUUACAGGGGCUGACGAUCCGCGAGUGGCAAGCCGUCCCCAAAGACAGCUUCCCCUGCGCCUUUCCUCCCCCCCUGCCGUGCAGCAGGAGGACGUCGAGGCGGGGUGCAUCGUUCUUGUUGAUACACGGCAUUUGUUGCCGGUGUGGGAAAUGCCGCUUGCGAGCUCCCCCGCGCCGACUGAGGCAGACAGGCUGGGGAAAAUCGGCAGCGAGGCUCAGCAUGCCGCUCUCCUCUCCUCGCAAUGGGUGAUCGACGCUUGGGGGGGGCCUACAUGCAGCGUGGGGAGAGAAGAAGUUCGCGCCAAAGCCCCUCUUCAGGGAGAGGCUGAAGGCUUCUCGAGCAGCGCAGCAGGCGACAAGGCCGCUGCAGAAGCCGGAGGCUUUGGCUGCAACGGAGCAGCUAAAGACGACGUUUUUUCUGCGGAAGAACUCGUGCAAACUUCGCACGAAAGCCCCGCCUUGCUGUUCUCCCUUGAGGAAAAGGAUUCGUGGGAUCGCGAUCCUCUCUCCCCCCGCUCCCUUCCUCCCUUCGGCGGCCCCUACUGCUACGCAGAGGCUUUGCUGCAGUUCUCAGGACGAGACGGGAGGCAUCAUCAGCGAGAAACAUCCGAGAUAGGUGGGCUUGCAGGAGGGCCUCCUGUGGCUCCGGAGAGGGGCACUGGACGGCUGAAAAAAGGCACUUACGCCAUUGCCCUCUUCAAAUAUACUGUAGGCUGCUGCCUGCAAUUCACCAGCGGCGUCUAUCGAGGGAAUUGGGCAACCUCGACUGACACGGAAGAGCUCUCCAGUGCUCCUGCUGCUCCUGCUGAGGGCUUCCCCAAAUCUAUCAGCCAGCUGCAGAGGGAUUUCCCCGUUGCUGCGUUUCAUCAGCAGCUGCAAACAGAGGGGAGGCCUCCUCUCGUGCCGCUGCCGCCUCUUCCCGCCGCUGCUGCUGCAUCUGCUUCCUCAUCCACGUUGAAUGCAAUGGGGAUCUCCAAGCCAGAGAGUGACUGCGGCAGGUGGCUCGUGGCGAUCGUGCUGCCUUGCGGGAUGAUUGUUGUGCUUGACCUCCAUCACCGAGUGUUGGCUAGAUACCGCUUUCCGACCCCCAAAGCGGGGUAUUUCGAUCGUCUGGAAGCACAAGAGGGAGGGUCCUUUCUGGUAGCUUGGAGAGAGAAGCUCUGUGUCUUGUUCUCGCUACUCCCAGCAGCAGCAGGAACAACAGCAGGGGCCGUACAGACACUGCAGGACCCUCUAGAGGCCUUCUGGAGCCUCCCCGCAGCUGACCGGAUGCAACAACAGCAGCAGCAGCAACAGCAGCAACAGCAGCAACAACAACGGCAGCAAGGUGAAGGAAAGCAGGGGCAGCAGCAGUGUCGCGUGCAAGCCAUCAUGGAUCAGCAGCAGCCUGCCGAAUCGAUGCAAAGGCAGCGGCACCCGCAAGAGCAGCAUGAGGAGGAGGUCGAUGAGGAAAGGCAUCAUGAAGGCUCCCGGAGGAGCGAAGAAGGCAGCAGCAGAAGUUGCAGUCGGAGUGCGUCAAUAGGGCCAUCUCCCUCAGCGAGGCGAUGUUUGUAUUCUCGAGAAAAGAAGGGGCUGCAUACCGCUCGAGAUCUCCUGCAGGGAAAGGGUCUUGCAGGCAUCUCUUCGGGGGGCAGUUGCGAAAGAAGUGGCACUUCUAUUAGUGGUGGAGGAGCUGCUCAGCGUGGUCUGCGGUGUUCCUCUCUCUCCGCCUCCCGCGCCGCAGCAGCAGAGGAAAAGGAUCUUUUGUCUCUUCGAGUGCAGGGGGAGCUGCCUGUGGGGGCACGCUAUGGACAAAGCGGCGCUAAGAUGGAACGUUUUUCCAUCCUCACCUUUUCCAAGGAUCCAAUGCUGCAGUGGCUCGCCAUUGUUUCUCGCAAGGGGAUUCGUGUGAGCGCUCCUGUUUUGCCGCGCGAUGUUGUUGCUGUUGAGUCUUCUCCAUGCGGUGGUGUUGCUGUUGAGUCUUCUCCAUGCGGUGGUGUUGCUGUCGAGUCUUCUCCAUGCGGUGGUGUUGCUGUCGAGUCUUCUCCAUGCGGUGGUGUUGCUGUUGAGUCUUCUCCAUGCAGUGGUGUUGCGGUUGAGUCUUUGCCCCUUUCGUCACCGCCAGUCCUUUUCCGCCUUCGCCGCCUCUCUGGGGGGACGCAAGCAGCAAGACGCGCAACGGGAUGCUCAACUAGCGCUGCUGUAUGCGUCGUAUCUCAGGGGAGAGACUCUUCAGCAGCCAGCUGCUCGUUUCCCGACCGACUUUCUUCUCCGAGACAAUGA